GCUCUCCGUCGCCGACCCGCUCUUCCUCUUCCUCUGCGACUCUGCAGUGCAGCGCACCAACGUCGCUGCCGCGGCGGCAGCAGUUUACUACCGCGUGCCACGCCGUAUUAAACCGUCGGCGUCGCAGCGCAGCCCAGGGAGUGGGCACGGCCCUGUGCGCGGGAUGCUCUUUGCCCCCCGCGCCACGAGAUCAAUCCGCCCGGACCCUGCUCAUAUAAUGCUCAUGCGGCACCCUUCUGGACUGUUGCCAUGUAGCAGCUAGGUUGGUGGCGCUGGCAUGGCGGCAGCCCAACAAGGGAACAUGGAGCAGGCUGUGAACGGAGCGCAAGAACCGGGCAAGGUCGGCGGCGAGGCUCCCGAGGCGGCGUCGGCGCCCAAGGCCGCGGCGGCCGCCACCGCUCCUGCGCCACAUCACCGGCGAUCCAAGAGUGCUUCUUCGGGUAGGAACUUGGAGACUUGCAAGCAUGUCAGCGUGGAGCAACGCUUCAACCAAGCACAGAACCCGCCGGACCCGAGGAAGUCUUCUUGCUCAACGGAUGGUUCUUCGGUUCACCGGGCCCCGCCGAGGGAUCAACGGACGAGCGCGGCGACGGCCUCGCCGAGCCACCGCGUCUCGCUGGAGAAUGACGUCUCGCAGCUGCAGCUGCAUCUGCAUCAAGAGAGGUCCAUCCGGAUCAUGCUUGACCGGGCGAUCGGCCGGGCUUCCAGCACCCUGUCUCCUGGUCAUAGGCACUUUCCAGCUCAGACAAAAGAACUGAUAGCAGAGAUUGAAUUGCUCGAAGAGGAAAUCGCAAACCGCGAACAACACGUCCUCUCACUCUACAGAAGUAUAUUUGAUCAGUGCGUAUCUGGGCCAUCAUCGGGGCAGAGUUCUGGUAUUUCAUCCCCUGCUCAUGCCAAGAGCAUAAGUUCAAGGACGAGACGACGACAAUCGAGCAUAAUAUCAAGUGCAUUUUGCUCAUCUAAGAAGCUGCCUCUCCAACCUUUCCAUAUCAUGACAUCAGUGUCGGAGUCGGGUAGAACCAAGAACAUGCUCAAGACCAAGAUCAAGCAUGAAUCUUUCUCGAGCGAAACGUUGGAUGUCCGUUCUGCCUCCCUUGCAUCAGAUCCAAGGAAGCUGCCUUAUUCAGGGAGUAGUUCUUUGGCACGUACUCUGAAAGAUCAUCUCUACCAAUGUCCAAGCAAGAUAUCUGAAGAAAUGGUUAGAUGCAUGGCUUCCAUAUACUGUCUUCUGCGCACGGAGUCACCAGAAAAGCCUGAAAAGGUUCGCUCACCGUUCUUGUCAAGAUCAUCAACAAGUGUCAUUCUUCCUCGGAGGGGUAACAGUGAGGAGACUAAUCCAUCAAGUAACAAAAGCAUUGUCGAAGUAUGUUCAAUCUCAGUCGAAAAGAAUCAGACGCCAGAUGUCUCCUGUGCAAUUACCCACUACAGGUUGCUUGUGGAGCAGCUUGAAAGGGUUGAUCUGAGUAUGUCAGAAACCAGCAUCAAACUGGCCUUUUGGAUCAACGUGUACAAUUCUCUUGUCAUGCAUGCAUAUCUAGCAUAUGGAAUUCCAAACAGUUCUCUGAAAAGAAUGGCUCUAUUUCACAAGGCUGCCUACAAUGUUGGUGGAUAUGCUGUGACUGCCAACUCCAUUGAACAAUCCAUGUUGUGCUGCAGAUCCCCGCGGAUUGGUCGUUGGUUUGAAUCGAUACUGUCGACGGCGAUGCGGAAGAGAUGCGCCGACGAGAAGCAGCUGAUCCAGCUCAAGUUCGGCCUGCCGGACUGCCAGCCUCAGGCCCUGUUCGCGCUGUGCACCGGUGCCUCCUCCGACCCCACGCUCAAGGUGUACACGGCGAAGAACGUGACGGAGGAGCUGGAGCGGGCGAAGCGGGAGUUCCUGCAGGCCGGCGUGGUGGUGCGCAAGUCGAGGAAGGUGUUCCUGCCGCGCCUCGUGGAGCGGUACGCCAGGGAGGCCGGCCUCCCCGCCGGCGACGGCGUCCUCGCGUGGGCGCGCGACAACUUGGACGGCCGGGCCGCGCAGGAGGCAAUCCAGCGGUGCGCCGCCGCAGCAGCAGGAGCCGGCGGCCGGCGCAGGGCGUCGCAGGCCUUCGAGUGGCUCCCGUACAACGCCAGGUUCCGCUACGCCUUCGCGAGGAGCAUGGUCGACAAGCAAGCCGCCGCGGUGCUGGCCUAGAUUGUUCUCGCCUUCGUAGCUGCUGGCUGCUGCUGCAGCUGCCGAUUACUGGUAUAUGUGUAUAUAUAUGGUUUUGGGAUUGAGAUAAUGUGAAACUCAAACUAGCAAUCAAGGCAUUUGGAAUGAAUGAUGGGGUAAAGAUGAACUUUGGAUGAAA
Aegilops tauschii subsp. strangulata is the source of this 2333-nucleotide messenger RNA. RefSeq lists its product as uncharacterized. Lineage: Eukaryota; Viridiplantae; Streptophyta; Magnoliopsida; Poales; Poaceae. The record is from RefSeq and is a predicted model, not a curated record.